GCCAACCUUUUCACAUUUGUUUCGUUUUUCUGCCCGCAACAUAAUCUUCUCGGCCACCUAAGUUCGGAAAACCGUAGGGAAACAAUUAUAGGCUCGGAUUCCAGCCGGUAUGGUGCCGGAAUCGGAGCUAAUCGCCCGACUCCGGGCGUUCUUGAAAGUAUCGGACCUGACCACGACGACGACCGCAAUCGUGCGGCGGAGAUUGGAGGAAGAUUUCGGGAUUGAUUUAUCAGAGAAAAAGAAGUUUAUUAGGGAACAAGUCGACUUAUAUCUCCAAAGCCAGUUCGAAAAUGCCCAAGAAGAACAAGAGCAGGAACAAGAUGAUGAAAAUAACGAAGAAGAUGAUCAGACGGGGAAGAUUAAAUCAGAGGAAACCGACGGCUCUGAUUCGAACGAGGAAGAGGAGGAGAGUGAAAAAGCAAGGAAUAAAAGGGCUUCCACAAAGAAAGGGUCAAAAAGAGUCAACAACGAAGUUAAAAGAAGAGGAGGUGGUUUUAACAAAGUAUGUAGCCUUUCCCCACAACUUCAGGAGCUUGUAGGAGUCUCUACAUUGGCGAGGACUGAGGUAGUCAAGCAAAUAUGGGCUUAUAUCAGACAGAAAAAUUUGCAAGACCCAGAUAACAAGAAAAACAUAAUUUGUGACGAGCCUUUAUAUGCACUUUUUGGUGUACGUUCCAUUGACAUGUUUCAAAUGAACAAAGCCCUGUCAAAGCAUAUCUUGCCCUUGGAUUCAGAUGAAGUUGUUUCAGUCAAGUCAACAGAGAAGGAAAAGCAACUUAAACAUGAUAGAGAAGAAGUUGUUUCAGUCAAGUUAACGGAGAAGGAAAAGCAAUGUAAGCAUGAGAGAGAAGAAGAUCCAGAUGAGCCACAAAGAAAGGAAAAACGACAAAAGGGAUUUCUUGCUCCUCUUCAACUUUCAGAUGCUCUAGUAAAAUUUCUGGGUACUGGAGAAAAUGAGCUUACACGGGCUGUUGUAAUAAAGAGAAUGUGGGAUUACAUAAAAGAACACAACCUCCAGGAUCCAUCUGACAAGAGGAAAGUAAUAUGUGAUGAGAAGCUGAAAGAACUGUUUGAUGUUGAAACCUUCCAUGGCUUCACAGUUACAAAACUCUUAGCUGCUCAUUUUCUCAAGACCUGACAGUCAGAUGCUUCAACAUUGUUUUUGUUAAGCUCAAGAGAAACAAGGGUUUUUCUCCGAGACAGUUUCCUGUUUCCAGUCUUUUCCUUGUAGUUUUUUUUUUUUUUUUUUAAUGUUUGGCAAUAGAAAACCUGAAAUUUAAUUCAUUGUUUUUCCUCUCCAAAGACUGUCAAUGGGAUUUUCGAACUUUUAAAAUUUUAACUAAUUACAUAACAGGUAAUUAGUAGCAUAAAUAAAGCUUAAAACCACAUAUAUAACAGAUUAACAAUUAGUCUAAAGAAAAAUUUAAAAAUAAAACGAAAACAGAGGCAUCAUGCUCAUAGUCCAAAUCAAGCAAAACACUCCUGAACUCACAUCAGAGAAAAAGCAUAUUGAAAUCAGUUUCCUUGAGAUCUAAACUAAUUAAACCAGGUGCCACACCUCUUCACUUGGUUUGCAGCAUUUGUCCUCGGGUAAUUUUUUGCCAUGCCUUUCAGACGUCUGCAACCAGAUGAAUUGG
Molecule: messenger RNA, 1637 nt
Organism: Durio zibethinus
Lineage: Eukaryota; Viridiplantae; Streptophyta; Magnoliopsida; Malvales; Malvaceae
Source: RefSeq, a predicted model, not a curated record